This is a messenger RNA of Penicillium macrosclerotiorum, 912 nucleotides long. RefSeq lists its product as uncharacterized. Lineage: Eukaryota; Fungi; Ascomycota; Eurotiomycetes; Eurotiales; Aspergillaceae. The coding region runs from base 1 to 912 and encodes 303 amino acids. The record is from RefSeq and is a predicted model, not a curated record. The transcript has a single exon.
AUGCGCCCCAAAAAGCGUCACGGCCACCUCGCCGUCGAAUUUCUCGAGCAGGAGGAAAUACCGGAGCCAGAGCCAGCGCCCGUACUUCGAGCAGGGUCUUUUCGAUUUCUCGACCUCCCGUCUGAGAUACGGCUGCGAAUCUAUCACUUCGUCCUGUUCACUCCGACGCGGAGGAGCGCUUUGAAAAACAAUGCAGGCAGUGUCGGUGCCUCGGCGAAGAAAAGCAAACCAGUAGCGCCCACCUCUCACCGAAUUGCCCUGUUCCUCGUCUCGCAUCGUAUCCACGAUGAAGCCAGUCAUUUUUUCUAUUCGACCCAAAUUUUCCGACUCUUUCCCGUCCAGGAUUUCUCGCGAAUGCCGACCGUUCGCCAACUCCCCCGUCGCCACCGUUCCUCGAUCACCACGAUUGAGCUGAUCUUGGGGAAUAGCUGGACGGCACCCCCGCGGUCAUGGAUGGUGAAUCAGGGCCUAGGCCUCCAUGACAUGGUACUUACUCGCACGCUGAAGGUUUUCAUAGAAUGUGAUCCCUCACAGCCGGUCUUCGAGGGCUUUCGCAUCUCCAAGGAGUACUAUACCGAGUUCGCUGGGCGGCUGAUGCGGCAGAUCCUGGAACGGCUGCCUGGUCUGGUCCAGGUGGAAUUCGACGGAUACCCAUCGGUGCUCAAAGCCGGCUCUCUUAUGAGCCGGCUGCUGCAAGAAACGCGAGAUGCGCAGAAAAAAAUUCUUUGGGGCCCGGAGAGAGGCUGGACGGACAGCGAGGAUGACCAUGUCGAACCAGAACCUCAACUGCCCGACGCUGCCAUUGAUGGCCUGCGUGCUCAUCGUCCUGCUUGCGAUGUAGAUGUCGAGGCCUUGGCCGGUUCGCUUCAGACUGUGCAUUUGGAAAGCGAGUCUCUGCAGGUGGCCUCUUGA